CUCUUUACCAUGCCUGCACCCAUUUCCUCACCCGUCCGAGACCCUAUUACACCUGAGGAGCCAGUGCCGAAGGCCCUCCUUUUCCAGCCCAAGGAGAAUCAACAUGGUCUUCAGAAAUCUCUAGACACCAUCCCAUCAUACCUCUUCCGACUCUACGCUCCGACUUCGGCAGGAUGCACCAACUUCAACUAUGUAGUCUCGUCAGCGGCGACUCGACCCAGCACCUGGUAGACCGGUCGCAAUCAAGAGACAGACCUUCUUCAGUUAGCUAGAGAGAUGGCUGCGGAUAUGCUCUGGAACCACAUGAACUGGAAGGACCUGAAGGAUGACAAUCUGGUGUCUUGGACCACUUCUCUUAUAUUUGCGGUCCAACAUGGGCUUCGCCGGGUAAAGAUGGACCGGGGCAAACCGGACCUCUCUGAUGUCCGGAUCUGUAUCGUCGAUACCCGCGACUUCCCCCGUGGCACGUUCAUAAAAGACUUGGAUAUCCUUGAAGCCUACUCCGACUUGCCAGACAUCCGUUCUUUUCUCAGGCUUCGUCAGAGCCAAUACUACUUUGGCGAAUACUCUCCCAGGGGCGUCUGUAGAUCGCUGGCCGGGCACAGCAUGCCUCUCUGCGACUUCUACUCAGCCUGGGACUCUACGAUAUCGAGCCCCGGCUCCAGUUCGAGCACCACGCCCUGGCUAAACGCAUCAACGAUCUUCGGAACCUCUUUACAGCGCCAGGACGUCAGGAAGGCGAUCUCGAUCGCACAGGGCUGCUUCGGGAGCAGGUUUGCCUUGGUUGUGGCCGCGAUGCUGCUCUCCCUCCGUCCGCGGAAGAGCAAGGAUCGCGUCAUCCUCGAUGCCUUCGGCGCAACAUUUACAGACGAUGAAAUCCGUGACCUCUCGCUUCACGACUUCAGGGUUGAUGGUAAGAGGUUGCCGGAAGUCCAGCAGUUCGCCGAUAUCAUUCGGGAUAUAAGCCAAGAACUUGCUCCUGCCCCUCUGGAAGGACCCGGGGAGCAGCCUGCCCGUGUAGACCGCUGUUCAUAUCCUGACCUGUCAUCCGUUUUGCCUUCUCCCAGCUUAACUGGCGUUGACAAGGUGGUCGUCUCGCUAUCUAAUCUGACUGUAUCGCCAUGA
This is a messenger RNA of Phialemonium atrogriseum, 1125 nucleotides long. RefSeq lists its product as uncharacterized. The record is from RefSeq and is a predicted model, not a curated record. The coding region runs from base 277 to 1125 and encodes 282 amino acids. Lineage: Eukaryota; Fungi; Ascomycota; Sordariomycetes; Cephalothecales; Cephalothecaceae. The transcript has 4 exons.